GAAGAAGAUGCUCUCUCCCAACUAGAAAGUAAGACUAGUAAAGUAUUCAUGAACAUGUGAAUAUAAUCAGUGCAGUGAACACUUACUAAGAAUUUUGACUUUCUUAUACUGAAUGCUAGAAGAUGGAUGCUUCCAAAUUCUUGAAUUUGUCACUUACUGAAAGGCUAUCCAGGAACAACCAAAAUGAGACUGGAAGAAUCUUCACAGACAUGCAAAACACUACAGACUGUGUCAUUGCAGAGGACUCCCUGUCUUUGGCUUUACUAGUUUCAUAUUCAGUCAUUUUUGUUAUUGGAUUGGUUGGCAAUGGUAUCGCCUUAUAUGUUUUUCUGUGCAUUCAUUGCAAGAAUUCUAUCCAGAUUUAUUUACUUAAUGUUGCCAUUGCAGACCUUCUACUGAUCUUUUGUCUCCCCUUUCGUAUACUCUAUCACACAAAACAAAACACAUGGUUGUUAGGCCUGACCUUCUGUAAAAUUGUAGGAAAUCUAUUUUAUAUGAACAUGUACACCAGCAUAGUACUACUAGGGUUGAUUGGCUUGAACCGUUAUAUAAAAAUUAACAAAUCUGUACAACAUCCUAAAGUAUUAACAACAAAACAAAGCAUAUAUAUUUGCUGUACACUAUGGACACUUGCAAUAUUGGGAUUUAUAGUGAUGGUUGUUCUGUCUACCAUGAAGGAAGAUAAAAAUUCUUCAAAGUGUUUUCAUUACAGAGAAAAACAAGAUGCAAAAAUGGAAGCAGCUUUCAAUUAUAUUGUUGUUAUAAUAUUUUGGAUUGUUUUUAUUCUACUGAUUCUGUCGUAUGUUAAAAUUGCAAAGAACCUUCUGAAAAUUUCCAAGAGGAGAACAAGCAAUCUCAAUACCGGAAAGUACAUUGUCAUUGCAAGGAACUCUUUUAUAGUACUUAUCAUUUUCACAUUAUGUUUUGUUCCUUAUCAUAUUUUCCGAUUGAUUUACAUCACCUCACAACUACAAAAUACAUCGUGCUACUGGAAAGAGCUAAUUCACAAAUGCAAUGAGAUUAUGUUAGUCUUCUCAUCCUUCAACAGCUGUUUAGAUCCAGUUAUGUAUUUCUUAAUGUCUGGAGACAUCCGUAAAACUGUACUUCAACUGAUUCAUAAGCGACAUCUUGUGGAUUCAAACAUGAAUGACAGUACUUCAGAAGCAAAACAAGGACAGCCUCUUCGAGAUAAACUGGAAAACUCAAGCCAUCACUCCAGAAUGUAUUUUAAUAAGGACAUGAUAUAAACAAUUAACAGCACAGUCCUAUGCAUGUGUACUCAGAAGCAAGUUCCACUGAGUUUAAUGGGACUUAUUCUCAGGAAAGUAGGCAUAUAAAUCGCAGCCAACAGUUAAUGGAUCUUUUCAGCUAAUACUAAAUGUCUCACCAGACCAGAGAAAACUGCUGAUAUUUAUUACACCAGAAAGUCUUGUUUUACAUUCAUAUAAGUAGAAGUAAUUUUGAAAAGGGGGAAUGUAGAGAUAUGUUAGGAACACCCCCAACUCUUAUGUAAUAGUUGUUAGCAUUUGUUCUCAAUAUAAAUUGUCUGUAUACUUACAUUAAUAAAAACUUUUAGUGGCA
Elgaria multicarinata webbii is the source of this 1581-nucleotide messenger RNA. Its product is annotated as probable G-protein coupled receptor 34. Gene Ontology annotation, cellular component: membrane. The record is from RefSeq and is a predicted model, not a curated record. The transcript has 2 exons. NCBI's taxonomy places the organism in Eukaryota, Metazoa, Chordata, Lepidosauria, Squamata, Anguidae. Gene Ontology annotation, biological process: G protein-coupled receptor signaling pathway. Gene Ontology annotation, molecular function: G protein-coupled purinergic nucleotide receptor activity. The coding region runs from base 123 to 1247 and encodes 374 amino acids.